AUGGCGACAGUUUCGAUAAAUGCGCCCGGUCUGGGAGGUGGAUUCUUGUAUAACAAUGGCAACAACAACGCGCGCGUGUGUAUCACGGCGGAAACGGGAGAGUUUGAUAUGGAUACGAUCAAGGCCUGGCAGGAUGAAGGAUUCGAUAUUGUCUACGUUCCACUCGACGGUGGAGGCAAGGAAUACGAGAGCAAGCUUCGCAGUGUAAAGGAGGGAUUGGGUGUGGGCGAGAACUAUGCGGUGAUCGCCUACGGUGAUGCGGCUAAUUACUGCCUGGAUUAUUAUCUCAAGUCACAAAACGCCAGCCGCCUCUGUGCUUUGGUCGCAUAUUACCCUAGUGUCAUUCCGGAUACUCGUUCUCGAUUUCCAAUGUCGCUCCAAGUUGUGGUCCACCUCGCCGGAAAGACGAUCGAUGUGGCGACCAUCCCAGUCGCGUUGGGUAUUCAGGGUAAGAAGCGACUCAAGACCCGGCCUCUGAAUCCGGGCAUCGGCACUGGGGAGCGACUGGAUUUGGCUUACCCGGCAUACACCUAUGAUAAUGCCGAGCCGGGAUUCGCGGAGCAUGAUAUGGAGGAAUAUGAUCACCUGGCGGGUGAUGUAGCCUUUACCCGGACUCUCCGAGCUCUGCGCAAGGGUUUCUCCCGAGAUCCUGAUCUGGAAAGCAGGUGGGAGGAACACCAAGAGGCCAAAUUCUUCAGUUCCAAUGUCGGAAAGACCAUGAACGGGUAUGCGACUCACAAAACGCCCGGAGUCACAUAUGUACCAACCGUCAGCGGUGGAAUCGGCACGCAAGCUUUGCGCCGCUUUUAUGACCAAUAUUUCGUGGGCAAACUGCCCCCAUCCAUGCGCAUUCGCUUACUGUCACGCACGACGGGUGCCGAUCGUGUCGUCGACGAGCUGUACAUCUCAUUUGAGCAUACGCAAGAGAUCCCCUGGAUGCUUCCCGGUGUCCCACCGACCGACAAACGUGUCGAAAUCAUCCUAGUCAGCAUCGUAUGCCUACGUGCCGGCCGUCUCUAUUCCGAACAUACCUACUGGGAUCAAGCAAGCGUGCUUGUCCAAGUUGGUCUUCUCGAUCCGAAGAUGGUUCCCCCAUCCGCGCACGGGGUCGACCGCUUACCCAUUGUUGGACGCGAGGCAGCUCGUCGCAUUUUGCACGAGGACUUGGAAGAAGACGAACACGUCGACUAUCACAAUCGGUUGAUUCGUCGUGCACGUGCUCGGAAGAAUCGAAGUUCCCGUGCCUCCGUCGCCGGUGAAGAGUCGGCUGCCGAGUUCAAGAGUGACGCCGAGACAACUAUGCCUAUCAGGCAGCGGAAGAAGGUGCAGACAGUGCCAGAGGAAGAGGAGGGGGAGGAUGAAAAGGAAGAGGAGAAACCGGAGGAAGUAGAGAAGAAUGAGCCCGAAGCCACCAAUGGAAACACCGUGGAUAAGACUAAUGGACACGGCGAGGCCAAUGGCGGACAGGAUGAAAAUGCCCCCAAGCCGAAACAGAAGGUGAAGCCUAUCCCCAAACUGAAAAAGGCAAACCACAAUGCGACUGUUGAAGAAGGGAGCGAGGGAAGUGACAAGUCAUGA
Messenger RNA from Penicillium oxalicum, 1578 nucleotides. RefSeq names its product dienelactone hydrolase. Bases 1 to 1578 code for a protein of 525 amino acids. Lineage: Eukaryota; Fungi; Ascomycota; Eurotiomycetes; Eurotiales; Aspergillaceae. The record is from RefSeq and is a predicted model, not a curated record. The transcript is spliced from 3 exons. Gene Ontology annotation, biological process: polyketide metabolic process.